UCCAGAAUAACACCUCGAUGGCUCUAAGCACUACUAUAAUCAGAGCCAGUCCAACUCCUCCAGUGGAACCGUUUGAUAAUGUAAAUGUUCUGAGUUCUUCAAAGAGUCCAGAGCCUCUUUGCCAUUCUGAAAUUCCAGGCCUCAACAAAAAGACCUCUGAACUGGGCUCACAUAGCCAAAGUGACUUCCGUAAAGACUAUGGAAAUGAAUACUCUAAGGGCAACCGCCAGUCUGAGCCUGGGCCGAGGUUGUACGCUCAAGUGGAUUCUGGGUACUCAAGCAAGCUGAACAUUCAGCAUCCAUCUGGGGCAGCCUCAGAACAGGCACACCAAGCGUUGCCUCAUGUCUUGGGGUCUGGAUCUUGUUUUGGGGCUGCGGAUGACUUUGCAUAUGGUUCCCAACUGGCACAGCAGUAUCUGAGCUCAGAGGGGCCUCUACAUGCUCCUCCCUAUCAGAUUGGAGGGCCAUCUGGUUUGUAUGGAGUAUCUGCUGCAGUGCCUGCAGCAAACCCAUCUAUGGGACAUAUGCAUGUACCUGGGCAUACAAGUCUUCAGUCUGGUUACCUGAACUCUGGUCAACAACAUCCACCUCAGUAUCCAGUCAAUAAGAAUUAUGGACAGCCAAGUGUUGGGUCAUGGGCUGCACGAGAUCUUGCAGACCUUAGAAUUCAAGUGAUGGUUCCAAAUGAGCUGAAGUUUCCCAGUUCUUGCUGUGUGGGAAUUGCCUCUCAGACGUCCCUCAACAUCUUCAACCCCUCUGAGCGCUGGCAGCAAGUUUCAAUCUCCAUCACAAGCCUAUCCAUUGAUGGAGAGAAG
Molecule: messenger RNA, 815 nt
Organism: Sinocyclocheilus grahami
Lineage: Eukaryota; Metazoa; Chordata; Actinopteri; Cypriniformes; Cyprinidae
Exons: 3
Biological process (GO): centrosome cycle; centrosome-templated microtubule nucleation; centrosome duplication
Cellular component (GO): cytoplasm; centriole; pericentriolar material
Molecular function (GO): protein kinase binding
Source: RefSeq, a predicted model, not a curated record